AUGUCCUUCGUUAAGGGACCAUACUCCUACAAAGUCCUUCUUCUCAAUACCGACACAAAUCUCACCUUACAGGUCGGUUAUACUGGUAUCCUCCCAGCAGCUAUCCAGAUAUGCUUACCAUACAUCAUAUUCAUGUCGGAAUCCAAUAAGGGGACUAAAAUCAAAGUUCAAGUCAGAGAGCUUCCAAAAGAGUUGUUCUCUAAUACAAUGGUCGAAUAUAAACCUUACCAAGACGACUCCGACAUCCCCUGGGCUAACUGGCACUCCUCAGUCGUCGAUUAUGAAAGCGACACCCAACCAGCGGAUUCAAUACGAGUUGAACGAGUUGAAAAUAUGGACAGUUCCUCCGAGCUAAAAUCCAUCACAGUCUUGGCCCGCCGCUGUUCAUGGAAUGGUACGGCUAAUCUCGAGCAGAUGGCCGUUUUUCAUUUUCCUGUCGACACAUCUCGGCGUAAUGUGCAUAUUACCGAGUGGCCAGCGACAUACACAUUCUCCAUACCGAGUUUGAAUGGAACAUGGCAUAAUUUCAUGGGUUCGACAGGAAGACGGACGGUCUGUUUUUCCCAGCAAAGGGUUAACAACAGGACGGAGGAAGUCUUGAUGAAGGCGUCGCUUCCUAAAAACGACAGCAUGGCUCCGAUUGUUCACCGUUUGCUGGUGCCAGAAAUGGAUUUGCCAUUUGAUCCACACCAAUGCAGCAGAAUAUACCUAGAAGAGGCUACUGGCCGUUUAUUUGUCACAUUGAAGACGGGAGGAGCGUAUUUGCUGGAACUUGGUCCGAUAAACCAUUUGUAA
Molecule: messenger RNA, 795 nt
Organism: Psilocybe cubensis
Lineage: Eukaryota; Fungi; Basidiomycota; Agaricomycetes; Agaricales; Agrocybaceae
Exons: 2
Coding region: 1-795 (264 amino acids)
Source: RefSeq, a predicted model, not a curated record